CCAACUUGACAUCAAAACUGGAAAGCGACCAGAUGGAUUUCAGCUCUGCCUUCUUCACAGAUUCCUCUGCUUUUAAUUGGUAUCACAGACAUUUUUAACCAACUUUCCUGCUUAGUAACAACCCUGGCGUGACAACAGAAGCUGAUUCGGGAGGCUCGGCUGCACUGUGAACCGGGACGGGAGCGUUGAAGACCUUUAAAGACCCCUGAACAUCUCCUCACUGAAGGUCCCAAGGCGAGUGUGUGUCCAUCAUGCCGCUGUUUGGUAAAUCCCACAAGAAUCCGGCGGACAUCGUCAGGACUCUGAAGGAGAACCUGGCCAUCCUGGUCAAACAGGACAAGAAGACAGACAAGGCGUCUGAGGAGGUGUCCAAGUGUUUGGUGUCCAUGAAGGAGAUCCUGUACGGCAGCAACGACAAGGAGCCUCACACUGAGACGGUGGCUCAGCUGGCUCAGGAGCUCUACAACAGCGGCCUGCUCAUUUCACUGGUAGAAAACCUGCAGGUCAUAGACUUCGAGGGGAAGAAGGACGUGUGUCAGAUCUUUAACAACAUCCUGAGGAGGCAGAUCGGCACGAGGAGUCCAACUGUUGAAUAUUUCUGUUCCCACCAAGAAGUCCUCUUUAUCCUGCUCAAAGGGUACGAGACCCCUCAGGUAGCGUUGAAUUGUGGGAUCAUGCUGAGGGAGUGCAUCCGCCACGAGCCGCUCGCCAAGAUCGUCCUCCACUCGGAUCACUUCAACAGUUUCUUCAGCUACGUGGAGAUGUCCACCUUCGACAUCGCGUCUGACGCCUUCGCCACCUUCAAGGAUCUCCUGACGAGACACAAAGUGCUGGUGGCCGAGUACCUCGAACAGAACUACGACGCUGUGUUUGCGGACUACGAGAAGCUUCUGCACUCCGAGAACUACGUCACCAAGAGGCAGUCACUCAAGCUUCUGGGCGAGCUGUUGUUGGACCGACACAACUUCACGGUGAUGACGCGCUACAUCAGCAAACCGGAGAAUCUGAAGCUGAUGAUGAAUCUGCUCAGAGACAAGAGUCCAAACAUCCAAUUUGAGGCCUUCCACGUCUUCAAGGUUUUUGUAGCGAACCCCAACAAGACGCAGCCCAUCGUCGACAUCCUGCUCAAGAACCAGACCAAACUAAUCGACUUCCUGAGCGGCUUCCAGAAGGAUCGCACGGACGACGAGCAGUUCAACGACGAGAAGACCUACCUAAUCAAACAGAUCAGGGAUCUGAAGAAACCGGCGUCCUAGAGAAGCCCCCCCCCUCUCCCUCCCUGACUUUUUAUCGAUAGGAAGACGUACGGUAGAAAAAAAACACCUUAACAAUAUUUAAAAUCUUCAAGACGUUAUUUGUCUUUUUUCUCUUCUUUGUUCAUUUGUGCAGACGUAGUUCUCAAUCACUGAUCGUUUCUUUUGUAAUGAUUUCUCAUGGAUCUUUUUUUUUUAAUCUGUAGCAUGUCGUGCCACAUCCCUGCUGUUGGAGGCAGCUGAUUCGCUCAGUUCAGAGAACCAGCGUUUAACAAAAAACAAAAAAAAAAGCUUCAGAUGAAAUGGUUUAAAGGCUGUCUGACAAAACAGACCUGACCAUAUCUGUGAUCUGUCACUCACAGGCUGCAGGAGAUCAUUCCUGCUUCCAUGAAGUCGCUGCAAAUCGGAAAAAAAAGUAUGAAGAACAUCAACUCUUUGUUUUUUAAAACGUGCUCCUUGUGUACUUCAUCGGUCAAAAUGACGUAAAACAUUGAAGGUCAAACUAAAACACGCUCUCAGUCGUUACUCAAAGCUCAAAAUCAGCCACGUUUUCUCUCUCUCGGGAUACAGAGAUUUCAGAUAUAAACAGACAUCAUCACUUCUUCUGUAGGUACGCAGAAGAAGUGCCAUCUUUCUAAGAGGCCCCCGAGUGGGAAAAUCCGGACCGAUUCAUUUGGUGUCAGACUCCCACAAUGCCGAUAUUUUCUCUCACAUUCGACCAUGAAAAGAAGUCAGAGUUUGUCCUACAGCUGACUUCAAAAACUCCUCUUCUCUGAAUCAGCAGUCGGUUGAAUUAGAUGUCAACAUACAAGAAUCUGAAACGGUUAAAUCUGGGUAUAAGACGUACUUCCAGCUUUAGAAUAACUCUGUUUGUGCAGUUUGGAUUGAGCUUUAGUAACGCUGAGAUUCAACGUGUUUUUUACAGAAUUGGUUGUUUAAAUGAAGGGUUCUUCUUCUUCUUUGCGGUGUCGUUGAGCUGCUAUUGGUACAGUCAGCUUCACCUGGUUCCCCUGGCUGGUGGCCGUUAGCACUUUCUGUAUGAUACAAAAAGAAGGAUUUUUUUUUUGUUAAGCUGAUCACUGUUUUUGCUCGAUGUUUUUUUUUUUUUUUAAACAUCUAGAUUCAUCUCUUGUCAUGUACAGUUUCUUCUUUGUUCACCCUGAAGUGAGUGCCAUUUGUGAGUGAGACGAGGAGACGCGUGUGAAGACGGCUGUUUGUGUUUCUCUCUGUUCUGUAACUGGUGUUUUACUCUGAUGUGUCGGUGUUAGACAGGAAACAGUGAGACGUUUCAGAGGUGCCUUUUUCUUUGGUUCUCUUCUUUUUUUGUAUUCGCAGUCUCUUUUCUAGGGGGAGCUUAAUUAUGACCUUAAUGAAAAUAUGCUCUGAAGGAUAGAACAUAUUUGUUGUUGAUUAAGCAGUGAACCUCUUAACUCGCUAUAUUUGAGUUACGCUGUCGAAGAAACAUUUUUACACUUUUUUUUUUUUUUUUGCCGUUGUGUACGGGCACGAGUCACAGUUUCACGUUGAGAUUUGUCGCAGAAGUAGCGGAGAAUACGAGCUGUGUCGGCUACGAACUCAUGAAGAAACAAUGACUGCAGUCGGGCUGGAUGGUGAAAUGUAACUGUGAAUGAAAAAAAUCCACAUGUAGUUCAAAGGGAAGUCUGGUAUUUUAACCCUGGGCUCUGCAAUGUGACCUUCCAGGUAAAAAGCACCUGAUUCAGAUUCUGUCCACUGAAAGUCCUGGACAGGCUCCUCUCUGUUAACGAGGAAGUUAAUUAUAAAAACCAGAAGCAGCUGUUACGUUUCUCUUCUCAAAUCCAGACUCCAUUGACAGAAACAUUCAUUUUACAGAGCAGAACAUUUGAGUUGCUGUUGGACUGCGGCCUCGUUUGGUUUGGACGUUUGUAUCGUUGUCCCACUUUUGUGUUUUAAAUGUUUAAUUCAGAUCCAAACCCUUACUGGUGGAAUACAAAUCAACACCCAAAACGACCUGAAGGAGGCGACGAAUGAUGAACAACUUGAGCCAGUUAAAUUGCUGAUUUUGUGAAUGGAGUCUGGUGUGGUUGAAGAGCAUGAUGGAACAGCUGUGGCCUCUCUCUGUAACGUUUGUGCACACUUCUUGUACCAAUUCGUCUUCAAAUGAUGUAAAAAAACUGAACGAGGGAUUUUGAAAGUACCUGACUUCCCUUUUGUAGAGUACGAUAAAAUGUGCAGAAUCAAUCAUGUCAAAGCACCAUUCUGAUAGUGGUGUCGGUUUUAUAUUUGACUUCAAAUUAAAAGAAGCUUCCAUUUUCUAAAAAUGUUGCACUUAAGUCUAUAAAAAUGUAGAAUUUAUCUCCCAAUCAAUAUUUGAUUCUGGUUUAAUUAAACAAUCCUCUCUGGGUUUCCAUUCGGCUUUUUCUUUUCACAGAGCGUUAAAGAAAAAACGUGAAUAAUUUCUUGUUUGGGUAAAAACUGUGACAGUAUUAGGACAUAAGUAACGUGGGGGGGGGGGGGGGGGGGGGGAGACCGAGCGGCCAAACGUCUUUGUUUCUGAUUCAGCCAACACGUCUUUGCUGCGGCUGGACUUUAACUCUUCAACAUCAUGGUGUCAGUUUCCCCUCUGAAAGCAGCAGCCACCACAUCCUCUCCACAGUGAUGCUAUCAGUGUACCACAUUCACCACAAAUAAACGGAUGGGAACGCA
Messenger RNA from Labrus mixtus (cuckoo wrasse), 3938 nucleotides. RefSeq names its product calcium binding protein 39-like (gene cab39l). Gene Ontology annotation, molecular function: protein serine/threonine kinase activator activity. The coding region runs from base 252 to 1256 and encodes 334 amino acids. NCBI's taxonomy places the organism in Eukaryota, Metazoa, Chordata, Actinopteri, Labriformes, Labridae. The record is from RefSeq and is a predicted model, not a curated record. The transcript is spliced from 9 exons. Gene Ontology annotation, biological process: intracellular signal transduction.